Penicillium waksmanii is the source of this 1002-nucleotide messenger RNA. RefSeq lists its product as uncharacterized. The record is from RefSeq and is a predicted model, not a curated record. Bases 1 to 1002 code for a protein of 333 amino acids. The transcript has 4 exons. Lineage: Eukaryota; Fungi; Ascomycota; Eurotiomycetes; Eurotiales; Aspergillaceae. Gene Ontology annotation, molecular function: iron ion binding; oxidoreductase activity, acting on paired donors, with incorporation or reduction of molecular oxygen; monooxygenase activity.
AUGCAAUAUGGGCCGUUAUGGCGCGUUUUCCGCAAACUCGUUCACCAGAAUUUCAUGGAAGCUGUCGUGGAGAAGAAUUAUGUUCCGGUACAGAAUGCCGAAGCUGUACAGAUGCUCUAUGAUCUCUGUCAGCGGCCGGAUCAACAUAUGCUUCAUCCGAAGAAAUUUAGUAAUAGUGUUGCUAUGAGCAUAAUUUUCGGCAUGCGGACGCCCACUUUGGAUACGCCGAAUAUGACUCGUUUGUAUCACAUUAUGACUGCAAAAAGACUCGGAUCAAACAUGAACUCCUUAUACAGCAGCCUACUAAACGAAGUCCGAACGCGCCGUGAAAACCCCAAAUAUCCCCGCAACACCGUGAUGGACUCGGUACUGGACCAGAAUGAGAAACUCGGUCUGACGGGUCAUCAGAUUUAUUUUUUCUGCGGAGUUUUGAAUGAGGGCGCUUCCGAUACUACCGCGACGGCUAUUCAGUCAUUUAUUCACGCUAUGAGUAAAUUGCCGGUUAUUCUUCGUAAAGCGCAGAUGGAGGUUGAUGGUGUUGUUGGUGAGGAUCGGCUCGGACGCCGGUUUGGGAGGAUUAUGUGCGUCUGCCAUGAUUGGGUCGAUGGCUACUUUAUCCCCAAGGGCUCAACGGUCAUAAUUAACGUCUGGGGUCUUCAUCGCGAUCAUUACGGUUAUGGAUCAGGACGUCGGAUUUGUCCCGGAAUGCACCUUGCAGAGCGCAAUAUGUUCCUGGCGAUUGUGAAGCUCAUAUGGGCCUUUGAUUUCGGGCCUGAUAUAGAUGAGAAGACUGGUUUGCCUGUUGAUGUAGAUGUUGACCCGCAGACUGGAUAUAAGGAGGGGCUGGUACUCGGUGCGAGAUCGUUUGCUUGUCGGAUAUCGAUGAGAUCAGAUGCGAGGAGAGAUACGAUUGUGCGAAAAUUCGAGAAGGUGAGCGCGGAUGUUUUUUCAAAGUAUGACUUUAAAUGGAUUUGGGUUUUUGGUAUCGUAUUUGAUUUCUAA